Molecule: messenger RNA, 1565 nt
Organism: Musa acuminata subsp. malaccensis (wild Malaysian banana)
Lineage: Eukaryota; Viridiplantae; Streptophyta; Magnoliopsida; Zingiberales; Musaceae
Product: aspartic proteinase nepenthesin-1-like
Biological process (GO): proteolysis
Cellular component (GO): extracellular region
Molecular function (GO): aspartic-type endopeptidase activity
Source: RefSeq, a predicted model, not a curated record
UAAUUACUCUUCUCUUGCAUGAGCCCCCUCUCAAAACCUAUCACAAGAUCAUGGCAACCAGCGAGCUACUUUUGCUAAUUGCUCUUCUCUUGCAUGAGCCCCUUGCCUCGGUUGCGUCCCCGGGGUUUCGAGUCGGCCUCACCCAUGUCGAUUCAGCUCGACCGUUCGCUUUCACCGAGCGCUUCCACCGCGCCGUCCGGCGGAGCUGGCACCGGAGGGAGGUCCUGGACGCCAAGAUGAGUAGCUCCCGGAGCGGCAUCGCUGCCUCCGUCGAGUGGGGAGACGGAGAGUACCUGAUCGACCUUGCCAUCGGCACCCCGAUGCUCCCCAUCACCGCCGUCCUCGACACCGGCAGCGAUCUCACUUGGACGCAGUGCGGGCCGUGCUUCGAGUGCUUGCCGCAGCCCAGCCCCUACUACGAUCCCUCCGACUCCUCCACCUUCGCCGUGCUCCCGUGCCCCUGCCCCUCCUGCACCGGGAUCCCAACCAGGUGCACCCUGCGGCGGUGCCAUUACAACGUGACCUACGAGGACGGAACCAUCAGCCUAGGCUUCCUCGCGACCGAGGCGCUCACCUUCGGUCGCAACACGUCGGUCGCAGGCUUCACUUUCGGGUGCAGUACAAGAAACACCGGCUCGCUGUCGAACUCCACCGGCAUCGUCGGCAUGGGGCGAGGGCCGCUGUCGCUGCCAUCUCAGCUGCACCCUAGCAAGUUCUCUUACUGCCUCACUCCUUUCAACAGCUCCGCCACCGGCCAUCUCUUCCUCGGUUCCAUGGCCGACCUGGGAGGUGGCUUCGUUCACAGCACACCUAUAGUGUUAAGCCCUAACAAUUACUCCUCCAGCUCUUUCUACUACCUCUCCUUACAGGGGAUAUCGGUCGGCCACACCCUCCUUCCCAUCCCAAACACAACGUUUCAGCUAAAAGCGGAUGGGUCCGGCGGUCUCAUCGUCGAUUCAGGCAGCUCCGUAACUUCUUUGGAGGAGGCCGGGUAUGACAUCCUCAGGAAAGAGCUCAUCUCGCUAGUGCAUCUGCCGGUGGCGAAUCAGACAUCCACGGGACUUGAUCUCUGCUUCUCGUUGCCGCCGGGAUCGAGCUCCCCUCCUGCCAUGCCGGACAUGAUAUUCCACUUCGACGGUGCUGAUAUGACUAUUCCUCCAUCAAACUACAUGUAUUCCGACUUCGAGCAGGGAUUGUUUUGCUUGGUGAUCACACGCACGACUGGGACGUCGGUCCUGGGCAACUACCAGCAGCAGAACCUGCACGUCCUCUUUGAUCUUGACUCCGACGUGCUGUCCUUCGUUCCGGCGAUGUGCGAUGGACUCUGAAAUGAAACCUCGACAUAUAUGGCUGCACCGACGUGCUAUCCUUCGUUCCGGCGAUGUGUGAUGGACUCUGAAAUUAAACCUCGACAUAUAUGACUGCUUUACUUAAUAUGAGAAUAAGUAGUACUACGUGUACCAGAAUAAAUGAAACCUUAGCCUCGUGCUAAAAAUUAGUACGCUCGGAAGUUAUUUGGAUGCGUGUUCUAUGGCGCUUUACGACAACCAUUUCUGGAUCGAGUU